AUGUCCGGGCCCGUCGUCACUCGCGCACCCUCCGCACCUGCGCUCACAAGACACAGCAAGCCCCGCGUGGCCCCUCUGAACCCCGUCAGUGCUCCUGUACCACCUCCUAAGCCUUCGGUCCCACCACCCGUGCCUACCAAAGACCAAGCGGCAAAAGAUGACAAGGAAAAACGACGCAAGUCCAAAGGAGAGUUCAAGGAUCCACCCAAGGUCGUACACGAUCAAGAGACGACCCAGUCGUAUACCGUGUUGAACUUGCUUGGACAAGGGGGGUUUGCGAGGGUCUAUGAGGCGAGGGAUGGAGAGGGAAAGAGCGUGGCGUUGAAGGUCAUCAAUAAGACCAAGUUGGCAGAUACGAAGGCACGGACGAGGCUCUAUGCGGAGAUCAAGAUCCAUCGGAUGCUAAGCCAUCCACAUGUGUGCGCAUUUGGGGACUGCUUCGAAGAUAAAGACAACGUGUACAUCACUCUGGAACUCUGUCGCGCGGGGUCCCUGAUGGACUUCGUUCGCCGACGAGCCCGCCUGAGCGAGCCCGAAGUUCGACUCUACAUGGUCCAACUGGCUGGAUCGAUCUCCUACCUCCACACACAUCAAAUCAUUCACCGUGACCUCAAGCUCGGCAACCUCUUCCUAGACGACCGACUCGAGCUCAAGGUGGGCGACUUUGGGCUUGCCGCCUUGCUCGAAAGGGAGGGAGAGAGAAAGACGACAAUAUGCGGCACCCCGAAUUAUAUCGCACCCGAGGUGUUGUUUGCCAGCAAAACUCACGGGCAUUCCUACGAGGUCGACAUUUGGAGCAUGGGGGUCAUCAUGUUCACGAUGCUCGCGGGCAAGCCGCCCUUCCAAACGGAAAAAGUGGAGGACAUCUACAGACGCAUAAAGGAGAGCAAGUACGAGUUCCCCACAACGUUCGAGAUCUCUGAGAAUGCCAAAAAUCUUGUUCAAAAGCUUCUGUCUCAGAAACCGGAGGACCGUCCAACGCCACAGAACCUCCUUUCCCAUCCCUUCUUCACGGAGGGACACACCCCGCUCUGGAUGUCCCAAGUCUCGCGCACCUCGGCACCCAACUUUACGCCUGACGAGAUUAUCAAAGCACCAGCGAACCUCAAGGCUCUGCGCAAACGCGCGCAGAUCGACGAUGUUGGCACAAUCCGUGUUCGGCGGGAAGGUGUGCUGUCCGCUUCCGCAGCGAACGGCUCUUCUGCCCAAGCCAAUGCUGCCAAAGCUUGGGAAGACGGCGAAAAAGAGUUCGAGAACGCCGUCAAUGUUGGCAGCCCCAUCUCCACCCUGCUCAAGAGCGCUAAACAGCCUUUGCUCGUUACCGGUGAACCGGUCGGCGAGAACCUUAUGCGCAAGUUGAGCGUGGCCGGGGCAAAGCGAGCUUCGGCGCAGAAGGACCGUGACGCGCCUUCAAGUCCAGCGAAGAGCACCACCACGCGGGUUGCCGCCGCUCGCACACGACUGGGGGCCUUACAGAGAGUGUCUGAGGAAGACGACUUGCGUGGACCUCGUGCGACCCGAGCAGCAUCGGUGGCCGGACAGCGCAGGACGGCGAGGGAAAUGCACGAUUCCGAGAACGUGCCCCCUCAGGGGAUGGCGGCUUCUACUCGUGCAAGGAGCGGCACGGUCACUCAGGCUACUGCUAGUGUGAGGAGCGGCCUUCCAGUCCUCAGCCGCGGUGCGAGCUUGACGAGCUUACAUCGCCAGCCCUCUGUGGGUGCUGGGGCGAGUGCUGGUGCGGGACUGGUCGCGGCCGCGGCCGCGUCAGCGGAGGGUCGGAGAAGACAGGAGCCACCCACUAAUGCAGGGGGUGAGAGGACAAACGCUUUCGACCUCACAGCCAAAACCCUCAACGAGGCGUUCGAAGCGCGUGCCGACGGCAGGGUGUGGCGUGAUCCAGCGCUGGAUGCUGGGCUUCCUGGGAAAGUGGUGUUCGUCCAGAGCUGGGUCGAUUAUAGCCAUAAGUACGGCAUGGGGUAUGCACUCACGGACGGGACGACUGCUGUGUACUUCAAUGACAGCACUUCGUUGGUGCUUUCACCCGAUGACAACCAUAUGGACUACGUGAAGGCCUCGACCGAUCAGCGUCAGUACGUCCGCUCAUUCUGGAAUAUGCGCGAUUUCUCCUCUUCUGGUUCUUUAUCAAAUGCCCUACGACCACGCAGUGCGACUCCCACGCAGGACGCGAGUAACAGCCGCCCUCGCCCUCGCACACGGAGCAUUGGUGGUAGCGGCAGUGGCAGCAACGAUUCCACCCCCUCUUCUGACCUCAGCAGCAAAGUCACCUUGCUCCGGGCAUUCAAGGAUUAUAUCUACAAAGAGCUCUAUCGGCAGCAGAACUAUACGUACGUCGACGUCGAGAAGGUAGAAGGGAUGGACUUCGUUCAGAGAUGGUGGAGAGCCAACAACGUUACCAUGUUCAAGUUGAGCAACAAUGCUAUCCAGUUCAAUUACUCGGAUCACACGAAGAUCAUCCUCUCCUACUCGGGUAGAUAUGUCACGUAUGUCGACAAGACGUACAACUUGCACGAGCACACCCUCGCCGAGCUCAUGGCCACGGCCGUCGCACCACCCGAGAGCAAGACAGACAAAAAUGUCCGAUCCAACGAGCAGGUUCUCAAGCGUCUGAGAUACUGCCGUGAGGUACUCAACACCAUGCAGCGCAAAAACCUCAACGGGGAGGAAGGUAACCCCCAGAUCCCCGCUGCAGCUAGGGGCACCGCCAGGACUGCAGGCCUGCGGUAAGGAUUGCGUCCACCGUCC
Dacryopinax primogenitus is the source of this 2763-nucleotide messenger RNA. Its product is annotated as Pkinase-domain-containing protein. Lineage: Eukaryota; Fungi; Basidiomycota; Dacrymycetes; Dacrymycetales; Dacrymycetaceae. Bases 1 to 2745 code for a protein of 914 amino acids. Gene Ontology annotation, biological process: regulation of protein localization to mitotic spindle pole body; regulation of cytokinesis; protein phosphorylation. Gene Ontology annotation, cellular component: nucleus; spindle pole body; spindle pole. The transcript has 9 exons. The record is from RefSeq and is a predicted model, not a curated record. Gene Ontology annotation, molecular function: protein binding; protein kinase activity; ATP binding.